AUGAAGGUCUUCACUAUUCUUGGGGCGGCGGCAGCUCUCUUCAUCGCCCCGGUUGUGGCUCAGGACAAUGGUGUAUACUCCAUCCUGCCUGUACCGUCGAGCACCCCGACUCCAUCUCCCACGGGCCCUCCUUCGUCGACUCCGUGGCCCCCGGGUGUGCCCCGUCCCACGGGCAGCUACCCUCCCAGCUCGAGCUCCAUUCCCCCCUGGCCAACUCCGACGCCCGGCUUUCCUUUCCCUCCUGGCGAUGCUCCUCCGCACGGAAGCCCCAACUUCCCGGUCAGGCGCAUUCAUGCUCGUCAGCUCCGUGGUCUGAAUGCUUAG
This is a messenger RNA of Aspergillus steynii IBT 23096, 324 nucleotides long. RefSeq lists its product as uncharacterized. The coding region runs from base 1 to 324 and encodes 107 amino acids. Lineage: Eukaryota; Fungi; Ascomycota; Eurotiomycetes; Eurotiales; Aspergillaceae. The transcript has 2 exons. The record is from RefSeq and is a predicted model, not a curated record.